UGUACGUGGAUGUGAUGUAGAAUAAGAUGGCUAAUUGGAAAGCAGAGGUAGCCGGAUGCACUGCUUUACUCUGUACUUACGAAGAAGCGCUUGCCAUCCACGUGGUUCAGUCGGGUAACCUUUAUGCUAGAUAAUGUUAUUAGUGCAUAAGGUUUGUUAUAUGCUGCUCGUACUAAAACUCGCAGGCUUGAAAGAAAGUGUUGCAGCCGACAAGUCAACGGAAUAUUUUGGUGUGCACAUCGCAUCUCAGGUGUGCAUGGAUGGAUAGCAAAACAGUGCACUUGCGGUGUUCAACUCUCAGUUUACUGUUGUGAUAUCGCAGUGUCGACAGCUAGCAUGUUGCAAAUGGAGUUUGCAAGAGCGCGGUGCCACACGACCCAACGUAAUUUGAAGACCGCGUGACGCGCGCGACCUGUGCAGGUUGACAAGCUUGAAAAGAGCGAGCGGAUCGGCACAACAGCUCACAGAGUCUACUCGCUGCAGCGCUGACAGCUUCCCAAGACCGAUUCGAGGUGCUGGAAGGGGCUUCGUGAGGAAUUCCGGCCUUCUGGCGUUGUGUGAGCCUGACAAAAGAGCGCAGAGAACACGCUACCAGCAGCUACCCUCACGUGGUCCCCAGCAAUGCGCAUGGCUGUGCUCAGUUUCAUCGGCACGGUGUUCUUGACGAGCGCUGCCGCAUUUCCAACAACACCUCUACCAAGUAGCAACUGGCCCCAGCAUUGCGCCUACGGAGUGUUCCACAAGGAUGUCCGUAUCAAACCAAUUUUUGAGAACGUUGUGGAAAAGGCAAAGGACAGUUUUGAAAUCCCGCUCACUGGCACGGCAGACGGCUACGAGUACGGUCCCUUCACUAUGUCCACGUCGCAGUUGCAGCCCUUGAGGAGACGCCUUUGCAUGUGCAGCGAUCGCGACGAGGACAGUUUCUGCGCGCUCUUCAACGCUUCCGUGUCAGUAAGCGUCCCGUGGAAAAUUGCGAUAUCCGCCUCUGACACGACCAAGGCGGUAAACGGAAUGUUUCGUGUCAACUACCAUAACGCGGUGGUCAUGGUGCGCUUCCAGCUUGUCAACGGCGAAGAUGAACAGCUGUGUGUGACUAGCGUGUAUGUUCCAUUCUCGGAAAUCACUGUUGUGUACGCUGGGGACGGUGCGUUUCCUUAUGAGCCUCUUCCUAGCAGCAGCCACGAUGGCGAAGAGUACGCACAGCUGGCAAGAAAAGCAUACGACUCGUUACGUGCAUGGCUUGAUGGGCAGAUUCGCCUGCUCGACGAGAAGAUUUGCUUCAAUUUAGCAUAACGCAAAGCCUGUGUCUUGUGGCAUGACAUUUACACUCAUCUAGUGUACAUAAUGGCGUAUGUUACACGUGACGCCUCCAUAAGUUUGGGUGGUUUUCUGGAUGGUGAAUAAAAAUUGUCCUUUGCUCAUUGAGUAUAUGUGUGCGACGUGGUUUUGAACAAAAGCGUCUUGAGGCGUGGUCAUUUAGUCAUUUAUUGCAGCUCGUCCAAGGCGCAUACGCAUGAGCACUGCUGCUGACAUGUUCUGCAGUAUGACAUUAUCCGUAAGGUGCUCGUCCGCAUGGAGUCAGAAGCUGCAGUCAUGAAGGUUUCUUUUCCGACUCCCAUUACGUUGCAAGGUGAGAAAGAGAAGAGCUCAUGAAACAUGAGGGAAAAGAAUGCGGGGUACUGAAAAGAAUCAGAUCGACUUCGGAGGAAUAACAGACAAGAACGUUUCAUAGUGGAACAUUCUGUUUAGCCAACAUUGUGCAAACAUCUCCUACCUCACCACUACUUUUUUUUCACCUUAUUCAUGAG
This is a messenger RNA of Dermacentor andersoni, 1808 nucleotides long. The record is from RefSeq and is a predicted model, not a curated record. NCBI's taxonomy places the organism in Eukaryota, Metazoa, Arthropoda, Arachnida, Ixodida, Ixodidae.